Molecule: messenger RNA, 1127 nt
Organism: Arabidopsis lyrata subsp. lyrata
Lineage: Eukaryota; Viridiplantae; Streptophyta; Magnoliopsida; Brassicales; Brassicaceae
Product: bidirectional sugar transporter SWEET8
Exons: 6
Coding region: 302-976 (224 amino acids)
Biological process (GO): carbohydrate transport
Cellular component (GO): membrane
Molecular function (GO): sugar transmembrane transporter activity
Source: RefSeq, a predicted model, not a curated record
GAUUUCUAUUAGACUUCGGUUAAGGCAAAGUAUUCAGUUUCUACUUUCUAGCCGUCUGAUUCUACCGGCCUGGCUUAGUUUUAAAACAAAAGAAAACCCAAAAAAUAAGUUCUUUAAUACCGAAGCUACCUAGUAACAAGGAAAAGAUUUGGAUUCAGAAAUAUAUGUACAAAUUAAUCUUCUAAUUCCACACAAGAUAUAAUUGAUUGACUCCUUGACUAAAUCUCAUUCUCUCCUACUCGCUGAAUUAUCCUUUCUUUUGCUCUUCGUCUGCUUCACCAAUCUAUCUCUCCCUCCGACAAUGAUUAACGCGAAAUAUAUUCGUAUAAUCAUCGGAAUUAUUGGGAAUGUUCUGUCCACUUCGAUCUUCCUCUCACCUAUGCCAGAGUUUAUACAGGCAUACAAGAAGAAAUCAGUGGAGGGAGUUAAACUUGCUCCUCAUUUAGUGCUGUUGAUUAAAUGUAGUUUGUGGGUUUUGUAUGGUCUCCCUCUUGUUCACAAGGACAAUAUUCUCGUCACCACUAGUAAUGGUGUCGGUUUCGUUAUCCAAGUUAUCUACGUGGUUGUCUUUUGGAUCAACUGCGACGAAGAAUCACGUAAGGAUCUCGUGUAUAUAUGUCUUACGUUUGAGUUUUGUUUUGUGGCCGCGGUCUAUAUUAUUACUAUUUGGGGAUUUGAGAGUUCCGUCAAGCAUACAUUCGUUGGUGUUGUUUGCAACGUUUACAACAUUGGUAUCAUCUAUCUUUUCUUUACCAUAGACAAAAUGCCGGAGGGUACUAAGACCUUCAAAUACAUGCCGUUUUGGCUGUCGUUAGUUAGUUUCAUCAACGCUGGAAUUUGGACUGCUUAUUCUUUGAUCUACACAAUUGAUAUUUACGUCCUUAUAAGCAGCGGUCUUGAAACGUUCUUGUGUGCUUUUCAAUUAUUAGUCUAUGCUUCUUCCUACACUUUAGGCAAAAUCGACGUUAUUGUUUGAAGUUUGGUGUUUGGAUAAUAUUUUGGUAUGUUUGCAUGUAAGGACUUGAUAUUAUUACUAGGAGAGAAUCAACGAUACUCGCAUAUCUUCUUCUGUUUGUAAAUAAAUAUGGUUUUAGAUCUUUCAUUCGACUGUCAAAUUUUUUUGCGUU